Molecule: messenger RNA, 1242 nt
Organism: Rotaria sp. Silwood1
Lineage: Eukaryota; Metazoa; Rotifera; Eurotatoria; Philodinida; Philodinidae
Source: the annotation of a GenBank genome assembly
AUGAUGAAUCAAUUGGAAACAAAUUUAGUUUUAUGGGCUAUUUGUUCCAUAAUUUUAUUAGAAAUUUUAUUUGUCAUCUGUCUAUGCCGGUGCUGUUCUAAUCGUAUUAAACCAAAACGAUUUUAUGUUAAGCGAGAAGAAUAUGAAUAUUUUCAAGGUAAUAGUGGUACACCUUCACAAUUUCAAUCAACCAUUCUUCGUCCUCCACAUGCUGAUGAAUUAGCACUUGUUGGUACUAUUCGAGAACAAAAUCAUACUAUAAGUUUUGAUAGUGGUAUUCAAAAUUUGGCUUAUUAUCGUAAUGAUAAUGAUGAUAAUGAAUUUAUUCCACCAGCAUCAUCUUUACUGACAGAAUUUCCUUCUUCAUCUCAAAAUUUAAAUUGGAUUGAAUUACGGCCAUCAACAACAAACAGUUUGAUAAAUACUGCUCAAUUACCACCAGCUGAUUAUGAGAUACGUUCUUAUCCAACAGAUGAUUAUCUUUACACACAUCAAUCUUCACCUCCUCGUCCAACUGUGAUUGAUUUUCGGCAAUAUCGAGAUCAAUACGAGGAUGAUGAUGAUGAAUUACAAAAUUUUCAAUUUCAUUCUCUUCAUCGUCCUGAAAUUAUUCAUUCGCAUAUACAACGAACAGAUACAUCGACUGAAUCAUUCGGCGGUAAUAAUUUAACACUUGUACCUAAAUCUAUUCUUAAAGGUAGUACUAGUACAACACCACCACUUGAUUUACUUUCGACACAAUAUUCUCAAACAUAUCGUAGUCGAACACCAUCAAAAUUUGAUGAAUCACCACGAAUAUCAGUCAAAAUAAAUACAGACGAAUCGAUACCAAUCGGUUAUCCGACAAGUGCAAUUGAGAAAACUAUUCCAAAUGAAUCAAUUAUUCCAAUAUCUUCGAAUCGAAUACGUUUUGCUAGUGUUAGUCAGUUAAAUGAAGUCGAAUGGGAAGUACCAAGAGAAUUUCAAACUGUUGUUUAUGAUUUAACCGAGGAUAGACAACCAUUUCGUGGUGUUUUAAUUUAUAGUUCAAAUGAAAAUUUAAAUAAUAACAAUAAUAAUCUCCAUGAUAAUGAAAAAUUAUCAAAUCGACAACGAAGUCAAUCAGCUGUUGUUGAUCAAAAAACACAUGUAUCACGUAUAUUUGUGCCAUGGGAUCGUGAAAAGAAACUUGUUCAAUCUCUUUAUUUAUCAAAUAGUAUCGAACAAGGCGAUACUACACAACAGAAAGCAUUUGAAUAUUAA